Messenger RNA from Perca flavescens (yellow perch), 1673 nucleotides. RefSeq names its product translocon-associated protein subunit alpha. Gene Ontology annotation, cellular component: endoplasmic reticulum; endoplasmic reticulum membrane. NCBI's taxonomy places the organism in Eukaryota, Metazoa, Chordata, Actinopteri, Perciformes, Percidae. The transcript is spliced from 9 exons. Bases 125 to 985 code for a protein of 286 amino acids. The record is from RefSeq and is a predicted model, not a curated record.
CCUCCAGACAGACAGACCUGACAGGCGGGUCUAACGUCCUCUUAUCCCGCCCACUGCCCUGCUGCAGUCCUCUCCUCUCCUGAACGCUGAUGUGUUACUAACUUCAGCCUCCAACUCUGGCAAAAUGUUCAAUUUCGGAUCAAAAUUGCUGGUGCUGUUACUCCUGGCCUUCCCCUGUGGAUUAAUAUCCAUCGGCCAGGUCUCUGCAGACUCCGACUCUGCUGAGGACAUUGCUGAGGACCCAGAUGCUGCAGUAGAUGAGGAGGAAGAUGAUGAAGAGGUGCUCGUUGAGGAAGAUCAGAUACAACCAUCGGAAGGAGAGGAAGAGGACUCUGAUGAAGCAGCUGAUAAACUGUUAACAUCUCACCCUGAUGCCGACACAACCAUCCUCUUCAUGACAGGAGAAGAGUUUCCUGCCAAUGAAAUUGUGAGGUUCCUGGUGGGUUUCACCAACAAGGGAGGUCAGGAUUUCACCGUUCAGUCGUUGGAGGCCUCCUUCCGUUACCCCCAAGACUUCCAGUUCUACAUUCAGAAUUUCACAGCGUUGCCUCUGAGCACUGUAGUGCAGCCUCAGUCUCAGGCCUCCUUUGAGUACUCCUUUAUCCCAGCUCAGCCCAUGGCAGGUCGCCCAUUUGGUCUUGUUAUCCUCCUCAACUAUCUUGACACUGAGGGCAACGUGUUCCAGACUGCCAUUUACAACCAGACUGUCACCAUCAUUGAGCUAGAAGAGGGACUGGACGGGGAAACAAUGUUCAUGUACAUCUUCCUGGUUGGACUGGUGGCCCUGAUGCUCUUUGGAAUAUACCAGGUCCUGGAAACGAGGACGAAAAAGAGAAUCCCAGUAAAAAUAGAGAAGGGCACUGGUGGGAUGAACGAUGUGGACAUCAGCUGGAUUCCUCAGGAGACUCUCAAUGUCAUGAACAAGGCUUCCCCUAAAGCAUCUCCACGGAAACGAACCAAUAGGGCAGCUGGAGCAGAUCAAUAAAACUGUCCUCUUCCAUCCAUCAUCAUACUGUCCAUCAGACUUUCAAAGCUCAUUUCCUCGCCACGGUAACCAGAUUACCCAGCCUGCGCAAUGUGUUUGAGAUGUUUGUAUGGAUCUCAGCCUCUCAUCCUGCUGCUCUGCUGGAACCUCGACCGAAGAGCAUCCUGAACUCUACUGGUCUGAUCAGGGCAAGACCAUUUAGACACUAACAGGACUGAAAAACAGUUCAUUUUUUAAAGGAACAUUCCUAUUUCAUCUUUUGAAAAAGAUGAAUCCCCUCCUCUCCAAUGCAAACACCAUUGUGCCUUAUCUGUACUGUAUCUGUGGUGCCUGCAACGACUCAAUGUUAAGAAAAAAGUAUAUGCAAUUGAUUAAAGGGUUGCCCACUGAUACCCCUCUGCUUUUAACAUCCACUUACAUGUAGUUUAUAAAAUUACAAAUUUAGUUUUUCAAUGGAGCAAUGGCAGCUGCAAUUACAACAACCAUUAAAACCGUGUUCUCUGGAGGUUUCUGCAGGCUACUUUACCCAUUUGUUUUCUCACCUUACUUUUGUAAUAUAUCUGUUCGUUGGUGGAGCAUUCCAAACUCUUUACUAAGUGCCAGUGGUGCAGUCUGUCAGAUUGCAUGCCAUUACUUUUGGGGGGAAAAAAUGUUUUUUCAAAAACAAUAAAAAGGUGAACAAAGUGUA